Molecule: messenger RNA, 1095 nt
Organism: Talaromyces marneffei
Lineage: Eukaryota; Fungi; Ascomycota; Eurotiomycetes; Eurotiales; Trichocomaceae
Exons: 2
Coding region: 1-1095 (364 amino acids)
Source: RefSeq, a predicted model, not a curated record
AUGGCAGAGGGACAUUAUAAUCUAUCGAUUGCUCUUUAUAAGCCCAAGAACGAUGGAUCCCCCUGGUUCAAUGGUAAAUGGACAAAAGUCGCGAACUAUAGCAUCUUAUUAGCUCAAUACGAAGUCUUCGAUAUCCGCACCCCCGCUGAAUUGAUCAAGAAUCUCGAACCCUCAUGUCGGGAGCUACAACAACUACUUAAAUCCAAGGCCCAGUAUACUCCUCGACUUGCAUCAACAGCAAACGAGAGAAUGGCUGAAUUUUUAUCGGAUACGGUACUUCAAGAAGGAUUCGAGAAUCUGCUUCUAAAUCUAGAAGUCGAUAAGAAGAAGCUCCGAGAAAAUCCUAAUCCGCAAUACAAAUUGCAUAUUUGUUUUGGGAAAUAUCCCGAAUUAGAAAGCAACGGUGAAUCACUAAGUGACAUUGAAUCACCAAGCGACAGUGAAUCACAAGAUGAUUAUGAGCGUACAAUCAAUAUCAGUGAUCAAAUCUCAGAUAAUGACAUCGACUAUUCUACCGAUACUACCAACCGUGCCUUCCCCCCAGUCGAUUUUUAUCCUCAAUCUGAUGCAUUGAAAAGAAGACGUGCUUCAUCAGCUACCUCAUUCCUAGUGUCUAAGCCAAAGAAGAAGACCCAAACACAAUAUAAUGGUAGCGCCGGUAUCACCAUUAAGAAAGAGAAGAAAGCCGAUCCCAUCAUUAAGAAAGAGAAGGAACCGUUUGGAAUUGCACAUACUCAAACUAGCCAUAAUGUAAUCAGUAUCUCUAGUGAUGAUGAAGCAAUAUCUGAUAAUAAUGAUGAAGCACUUAGUGAGGCGUUCCGUCUUUUAAAGGACGUCGUGAGACGGGCGAAGAAGAAGUCGAGUCUAGCGGAGAGUCUGGAUAAUGGAUUGAAAGUUAAGUGUGAGCUAGAGGAAGAAGCUAAUCUAUUGGCAGUACCUGUCGAGGAUGCUAGUCUAUUAAAAGAGCCAGCAGAGCAAUCCGAUCUGUUAGCAGUGGCUGCCGAGGAAUCUAGUCUAUUAUUAGCUCAGGAUGGACCAGCAUCCAACACUCGGAGACGGCAUGGCAAGUUGUUCCCUAAGAAACAUUUCCUUUGA